UCAGGGCAAAGAAAUUCAAACCCGCCAAUGACGCGACGGCACUGACGCAGUGCAUUGUGGGUGCCGGUGGCGAACAGAAACCAAAUAGCUUGCUUCUUGUCAACUUCGGUUUCAUUUACUCCGGGCGGGACGCAGCAAGCUCAGAACUUGGAUUUCCGGCACAGCCAUGUCGUCAACGUCCCAAAAGCAUAAAGAGUUCGUGGCCGAGCCCAUGGGUGAGAAGCCCGUGAUGGCUUUGGCGGGCAUCGGAGAAGUCCUUGGCAGAAAACUGGAGGAGAACGGUUUUGAUAAGGCAUACGUUGUCCUCGGGCAGUACCUGGUUCUGAAGAAAGACGAGGAGCUUUUCAAGGACUGGCUUAAAGACACGUGUGGAGCAAACGCCAAGCAGCAGCGAGACUGCUACGGCUGUCUUAAGGAAUGGUGCGACGCCUUCCUAUAAACCCUGAUGUCAAGCUAUUUUUUUUUUUUUUUUUUUUUUUCCUACUUCGGACGUCUGACAUGUACACGACCUCUUCAGCAGACUCCAGACAGUUCAGUUCAGUUGCGAGUAUUCACUUGCUUUCACUAAAUCAGUAAAGCGACACACGCCUUUUUAAUAGCAUCCGUUCAGCUGCCACCUCUUUCUUUCAAAAGUUGUAUUACUAAUCUUAUAAUGUUAUACAGGAAUGGCAGCUUGCAAUGUGUACUCACUGUUAAUACCCCUUUUUAUGCAAAACACGUCGGUGAACAUCGGCUGUGAACAUUAAUACACUGUCAUUGUCUCCUUCGGUGGUAGCCCACUAAUAAGUCAGGGCUGCAGUCGUGCUGAUUAUAGCGUAGCUAGGGCUUUUUUAAAUGUCGUCACAUCUGUGUUUUUUAGAAUUCUCUGAAAUAAAUAUCUGUUUGUGAAUGU
Messenger RNA from Fundulus heteroclitus (mummichog), 892 nucleotides. It is a transcript of the gene banf1, whose product is annotated as BAF nuclear assembly factor 1. The record is from RefSeq and is a predicted model, not a curated record. Gene Ontology annotation, molecular function: DNA binding. Bases 167 to 439 code for a protein of 90 amino acids. NCBI's taxonomy places the organism in Eukaryota, Metazoa, Chordata, Actinopteri, Cyprinodontiformes, Fundulidae. The transcript is spliced from 3 exons.